AUGUUUCGUGCUUGUUGUAAAAUACCAUCAAACAAUAAAAUAUUGUCUUUUCCUAUUACCAGCCUGUUGAUAAAUCGUAAAUAUGCUGCUAGUGCUGCAAUUUCUCCAAUUACAGUCACAAAGUCAAAAACUGGAAUAACAACUGUUUCAAUUAAAGAUAGCACACCAGCUUCUUCUGUUUCCUUAGUUGUAAAGGCUGGUCCUCGUUAUGAAACCAUUAAUAAAAUUGGAGCAGCGCAUUAUUUAAAAAAUUUUGCUUUUAAGAACACCACAAAUAAAACUGCUUUUCGUAUAACACGUGAAACAGAAUUGCUUGGUGGUGUAUUAGCAGCCAGUUUAACAAGAGAAAAUUUAAUUCUUACUGCAGAAUUUUUGCCAGAUAAUCUUGAAUAUUUUUUGGGUGUAUUAUCUGAUGUAAUUUUCAACACAAAGUAUGAACCACACGAAUUUAAAGAAGUGAAACAAAGUGUUGCAUUUGAGAGAAGUAUUGCAGAAGCAACUCCGGAAGUUUUAGCUUUAGAAGCAGCGCAUGAAGCUGCAUUUCGUGAUGGACUUGGAAAUCUACUUUUUGCAAAUUCCACUACAAAAAUCAAGAGUAAUGAAGAUGUUAUAGCAUAUGCUAAUAAAGUUUACACAGCUCCAAAUAUCACUAUUAUUGGUACUGGUGUUGAUCAUGACAAGUUGACAGCUUUAACAGAAAAUCUAUUUAAAGAUAUAAGUCAUGCAGUGCCAGCUACACCAAUCGCUUCCAAAUAUUUUGGUGGUGAGGUUAGAUUGGCUAGUGGAAAUGAUAUAAAUCAUUAUAUACUUGCAUUUGAGGGUGCACCAGCAGGAACACCUGAUUUUUAUACUCUUCAGAUUCUUAGAUCGUUAUUAGAUGGAGAUAAACACACAAAGUGGGGUGAUGGCGUUACUAAACUUUCUCAAACAGCAAAUAAACUUGAUACUAAAACCAGCACUUUCAACACAGGGUAUUCAGAUGCAGGUAUUUUUGGUGUAUACUACUCAGCAGCUAAACCAACAUCAAUAUAUUCAGCUGCUCGUGCUACUGUUGAACAGUUACAACAUGUUGCAAAAGGUGUUGAUAAAGAUGAAUUCCAAAGAGCCUUUGCAAAAGCAAAAUAUAGCACUGCAAUUUCUUAUGAUACACGUUAUUCUAAAACUGUGAUCUUGGGCAGUCAGGUUUUAUCUUCUGCAAAAAUUGUUUCUGCUUCUGAAGCAGUAUCAGAAUAUGAUCAUAUCAAAGAAACAGAUAUUGCCAAUAGAAUUUUGUCAAGUAAACCUACUGCUGUGGCACUUGGAGACAUAGCUACCUUACCAUAUGCUGAUGCUCUAUCUCUUUAA
Entrophospora sp. SA101 is the source of this 1344-nucleotide messenger RNA. The record is from the annotation of a GenBank genome assembly. NCBI's taxonomy places the organism in Eukaryota, Fungi, Glomeromycota, Glomeromycetes, Entrophosporales, Entrophosporaceae.